This is a messenger RNA of Dothidotthia symphoricarpi CBS 119687, 552 nucleotides long. RefSeq lists its product as uncharacterized. The coding region runs from base 1 to 552 and encodes 183 amino acids. The transcript has a single exon. NCBI's taxonomy places the organism in Eukaryota, Fungi, Ascomycota, Dothideomycetes, Pleosporales, Dothidotthiaceae. The record is from RefSeq and is a predicted model, not a curated record.
AUGAACGAGACCAUACGCCAAAGCCUCAUGACUAUGUUCCACUGGGGCGCCACGUGUCCAAAAAGUCGACGCGUCGAACUCUUCAUCAGUGAAGAAUUGAACAAGAUCCAAGUAGCCGUUAUGCAAAACUUCAGAAACCAACACCAAGAGGGAAUAACUAAGCCAUUGCCAGUAUACUUCGACGACAUCGUUUGCUGGUAUCUUCGAGGAAUGUUUCUCCUAGGCUCCAGCAUCCCAGAGUGCGCGUUUCUCGAUCAACGCGUCGCGGCUAGCCUGGAGGGUGUUCUCACUGCCGUUUUGUGGGUGGCACGGAGUCGAUCGGCUGAGAAACUUACUACGGCAGAUAUCUACGGUGAUUUGUUUGUAGAGGAUGAUGCUGAAAGCGGAAAGAAACUGUCAGGGUUUAGCGUUCCCGAUGUGUCCGAUAUACUGUGCUUUGCGAAAGCUGUUAUGGAGGUGUUGGUUGAGCUUUCCUGUAGCAUGUUGUUGUUCAUCGGUAGGCUUUGUAUUGUCAGCAUUCCGGUGCUGAUUCUCUCUCGCUGGCUCGUUUGA